AUGGCAGGCACCGAUGGCGAUCCCUUCGACUGGGAUGUCGACAAAGUGGUACAUGAGCUUUGCAUCGCCGACAAGCGCCCCUGGCUGCCCCGGCAGGCCAGCAAAAGACCCGAUCCCCAAACUCUUUCCAACGCCCUGAGAGAGAACGAGAUCGACGGAGAGACCCUGCUGACAUACGAGGAUGUCAUGUCAUCCACGAAAGGCCUCCUUGAGACCCUGGGUCUCACCAAACCAGCACACCAGAUGACUCUGGUUAAGGCCAUUACUUACCUCAAGUCUAAGAGCGCCGGCUACCGACAGCAAAAACUUGAGUCAGCGGGUCAAGAGCUUGAGUCUCAGAACAGCUCUCAGGAAGCGCCCUUCGACAAUAUCCAACAAACUCCUCUACAGCAAGGGUCUAGCCCACCACGGUCCUCAAGUGAUCUACCUCGUUGUGAAGAAUCCGUCGCAGAGCAGCUCGGCGGUUUGGCAAGUACGAAGGCGAACGGCGACCCCGAUGAACCGCCUCAGAAAAGGCGGAGAUUAGCGCCUGUCUUGAUCUCCACGGAUGUCGCUGGGCUUGGCGUCGCAAGCUUUCCCCACGCGGCGACAGGCGUUACACACUCGAAACCGGAUUGGUUGGAUACCACAUCCAACGCCUACUUUGGCACUCAGGCUUUGAUUACCGCUGACCUGGUCCCCAAGUCCAACUUCGUCGUCAGCGAAGACAGUACGCUCACACAGAGUGAGAUCAAUGGCUUGGCUCCGGCGGGAGAGCAUGUCCUCGACCUAGCUACUCGUGGCAAGGUACCUGCGGGAAAACGUCGUCAGAUACACCGGGCUAUGUCACGACUGUUUCGUAAAAAUAACGAAUCUCUGAACAGUCUCAACAGUGGCUUUCACCCCCAAGUCGAACCCUCGGACGAAGGAGACGAGAUUCUGCCAGCUUUUGGCGAGUCAGACGACGAGGAAUACGAUUCCGACACCAUGAGAGAAAUGGAAGAAGAGGCGGAGGAAAUCAGACAAGAGAAAGCCCGGAAAUUCCACUUGCUUUCUGGUGACGAUGUCGACCGCGUGAUGCAAGAAGAAAUACUGCGCAUGGAAGAAUCUUGGGAGGAGAGAAAGCUUCCCUUGAAGCAAAGACAUGCAAAGGCGCUAUGGAAUCGAGCACGCCGGCAGGGUCUCAAGCGGGCUAUGGCGCAGGCCCACGCACGACUGGCGGGGUUUACCAACCGCAUUGAGAAGCUCUGCCUCGAGAUGCGACGGAACGAGUGGCACGACGAGGAUGAGCUGAAGAAGCAGAUGCGCUGUCUCGAGGCCAGCGUUGAAGAUCGGAAGAAAGAUAGAUGGUUCCUCGACAUUUUGCAGGGCCCCGAGCCUCCUGGACCAGAGUCAUUGCCAAGGCUUCUGUUGCCGACUGCUCAACGCGAGGUUCUGUCCGAUGAGAACGGUGAGGUCAUCACAAGCGACGACGACGAUGGCUUCGUCAUCGACGAUAUGAGAGGCACUGCGUUCACUUCCGAGCCGGUUGAGACUCGGCCUGGUACCCCCAUGGACUUAGACAACCCGGAACAGACGGCAGAGAUUGAUCAAAGUCCCUUAGCGCUGCGACAAGAAUCAAUGGCCAAGACCUCUGUAGAUCCCGGAGGUCAUCAGGUUAUCGAUCUAACAUUUUCCGAAUCCGAAGCAGCAGCAGCACCCCAGAAAGUUCACAUCAGCCUGAUUACUCCAACUAAGCCGAGGGAUGUUCGUCCGAGCACGGAGAUGGAUGUCGAUGAGCCGCAAACUUACCCUGACGAGGAUCUUGAAAUCCCGAUCGAUCGACCAGCGGAAAUUGCAGCUACUCCACCGGAAGUCUGGAAGGAUCAUAAAGACCGCGAACGACUCUUGAUCUGCGUCUUGUGGAGAGUCCAGAGGAAGAAGUUGCAGAAGGACGUAUUCUCAAUCUUCCUGAGACUGACCUCCAGCUCAGUCUGGGAAGAUAUCAUUUUACCGGCAUUGUCAGACGACGAGGGCCGAGAGUUCUUUGGUGACGUGUGCAACUUGGCAGCGCGGCUAUUCAGAGUUUUCGCCCUCUGCAGAGUUCAAACUUCUGGAUCUAGCAUUACGAAAGGGAUCACUGGCACCAAGGCGAAGAAACUUCGGGCGCAAGCGGCACUUUUCGAGCCUUUUUAUGACUUUAUGAGAGAGAUUGAACCUUACUUCGUUGAUCAAAACGAGACAGAUGCCGACUUAGAAGACUCGGAAAGACUUUCAGGUGACGACAUUGAAGAUUCUCCGUCUAAGAGACGAAUGAAACCCGUUGUACUCGAUCAAACUGCAAAAGAUCUUCGAGAGACCGACCAGCAACGUUUGCAAGAGCAGGAGAAGCGACGGAUCGAGCUACGUAAGAAGCUGGCCGCGUCCGCCAUUAUUCCCAGCGACAAAUCACGGUUAAUCAUCAACGAAUCCAAGCAGGAUGAUCAAGGCUUGAUCUACAUAAACGAGGACAUCGGCCGGCGAAUCAAAGCCCAUCAAAUUCAGGGCGUCCGCUUCAUGUGGAACCAGAUUAUCUGUGAUCCCAAAGUACGACAGGGAUGUCUCCUGGCUCACACCAUGGGCCUCGGCAAGACUAUGCAAGUCAUCACUUUGCUUGUCGCAAUCGCCGAGUCUGCACAGUCUCCCGACGGAUCCAUCAACUCUCAGAUACCGAAUGACCUGAGACAAUCGAAGACCUUGGUGCUGUGCCCGUCCCUGUUGGUCGAUAAUUGGUUGGAUGAGAUGCUGAUGUGGGCUCCCGAAGGCCUUCUCGGGCCCUACUUCAAACUCGAAUCUGCUACCAAACAGAACGAACGCAUGCCCAUCAUUCGUCGAUGGGACGACGAGGGUGGCGUCAUGAUCAUUGGGUAUGACAUGUUCAAGCGGUUGGUCGACGAACCUGGUGAAGAACUGCCGAAGGAAAAUGAUGGCAAAACGGCCUGGAAUAUUCUGACGCAAAGCCCGAACCUGGUCGUAGCCGAUGAGGCCCAUAAGUUGAAGAAUCCUGACUCCAAGAUUGGCUUGGCUGCUUCACAGUUCAGGACUCAGAGCCGAAUUGCGCUUACCGGCUCUCCCCUUGCGAACAGCGUCGAGGAAUACUACUACAUGAUUGACUGGGUAGCACCUCGAUACCUUGGGCCUCCUUCCGAAUUCCGAGAUCUUUACACCAGGACAAUUCAGGAAGGCCUCUACGAAGACAGUACCCGCAGUCAAUUUCGCAUGGCCAAGAAGCAGCUUGCUGUCCUGGAGAAGACAGUGGCCCCAAAGGCACAUCGAGCUACCAUCAAAAGCCUGUCGAAGAAUGACCUUCCGCAGAAGACAGAAUUCAUCCUGACUGUCCCGGUCACGGACCUACAAGCUCGGCUUUACGACGCAUACCUUCAGUCUGCGAGGGGCGACGCGGACCAACAGGUUUCGUCUAGGAUCCUAGGAAUCGUCAGUAAUCUAGGCCUUAUCGUCAACCAUCCUAGAUGUUGGCAGAACAAGCUUGCACAGGAACGCCGUCUAGACACCAGCAAAAACCCAAGCAACCGCUCAGCUAACCUAGCGUUAUCUCCCGCGGUGGUUAGUAGCGGACUCAAGAUGAUGAACCGUCCGAAAGUCGACAUUCAAUCUGCGGUUUUAUCAUGGAAAACGCGUCUCCUCGUCGCCAUUCUUGCCGAAAGCGAAAAGGUGAAGGACAAGGUUCUUGUUUUUACAUCAUCAAUUCCGACAAUGGACUACUUGGAGAACCUUCUGCGCCAACAAAAGCGCAAGGUGGCGCGUUUGGAUGGUUCUACGCCAAUCAACUUGAGGCAGCAACAUAUCAAAAACUUCAAUUCUGGCGACACUCAAGUUUACCUCAUUUCAACGACCGCCGGAGGAAUUGGACUCAAUAUCUAUGGUGCCAAUCGCGUUGUCCUCUUCGACUUCAAGUAUAAUCCUGUCAACGAACAGCAGGCAGUCGGCCGAGCUUACCGGAUCGGCCAGCAGAAGCCGGUUUUCGUCUACAAGCUUCUGUCUGGAGGCACAUUUGAGUCUGCAAUGCAGAAUAGAUACGUUUUCAAAACUCAGCUAGCUUCUCGCGUUGUGGAUAAGGAGAAUCCAAAGCGGUGGUCGAAAAAGGACAAUGAAUAUCUAAAGGACCGCGAAACGCCGCCGCGUCAGGACUUGACUCAUCACAUGGGCAAGGACAGCGUCCUGGACAGUUUGCUGAGCAAUCCGGAACUCUCACAGGGUAUCUGUGACAUUGAGACUACGGAUACCUUUGAGGAGCAUGACCCAGACGAUGUUCUGACAGCUGAGGACAGGAAAGACGUGGAAGACCAAGUUCGUAUGCAUUCUCUUCGCAUUACUGACCCUGAGGAGUACAGGAGACUGGAACAAGAGAGACUGAGCCGCACAAUGCCAUCUGUGGCCGGUCAAGCCAUACCUCAGACUCCGAUCCCCCAUCCAGGGCUGCCUCGAAGCACCAUUACCGCUGCUUCAUUGGGAAGCCAAACCCCGAUCAAUGCACCAAGCGUCCCGCAAGUUCUCGUCAGCCACCAACAGAGCCCAGCAGCCGCUGGAGGGCCAAGUACAGGUUCACGAGGUGCUCUACCGAUGCCCAUAGCUGGUGCUAACACUCACUUCGGAACUCAUCCUGAGAACAUCGCGGUGCUGGACGGACAAAAUGCAUCUGCUGCCGCUAUAGAGAGUCCCAAGCCGCAGGCCAAGAAGGCGCCUAAGAAACGCCCAUCUUUGAUCAACUGGCCUUACCAAUUCGAGCAAAAGAUCAUGGAGGCGUCCCAAAAGAUUAAAGAUACCGAGUUGCUCGUCCGGAUCACAGAAAACCCCAAGGAUAUUGCAAAACGGGUCGCACACUCUACGUGGAAAAUCAGGGAGGACAAGAAAUUUGGCGAGUGGCCCAACCAAUCUCACAUGAAGGCACUCUGCCGCCUCAUGGAGAGUCCGAGGUUCGCAGCGGCAAUCCUCUUAGGACACUUUACUCCAGCUGAGCUGGCCCUCGCGCCGUCCGUCGAGGCUUUGGAAGAUAUGGAAAAGGCGUUGGCGCAGCUCGGAGACCGGGAGUUUCGCGAACGGUUGAAAUUGGGCACCGACCAGCCCGAGGAGCACAACGUAUGA
This is a messenger RNA of Colletotrichum chrysophilum, 5100 nucleotides long. RefSeq lists its product as uncharacterized. Gene Ontology annotation, cellular component: nucleus. The record is from RefSeq and is a predicted model, not a curated record. Gene Ontology annotation, molecular function: ATP hydrolysis activity; ATP-dependent chromatin remodeler activity; ATP binding. The coding region runs from base 1 to 5100 and encodes 1699 amino acids. The transcript is spliced from 2 exons. Lineage: Eukaryota; Fungi; Ascomycota; Sordariomycetes; Glomerellales; Glomerellaceae.